Messenger RNA from Pseudovirgaria hyperparasitica, 1702 nucleotides. Its product is annotated as WD40 repeat-like protein. The coding region runs from base 275 to 1702 and encodes 475 amino acids. The record is from RefSeq and is a predicted model, not a curated record. Gene Ontology annotation, biological process: negative regulation of transcription by RNA polymerase II. Gene Ontology annotation, cellular component: ESC/E(Z) complex. The transcript has 10 exons. Lineage: Eukaryota; Fungi; Ascomycota; Dothideomycetes; Acrospermales; Acrospermaceae. Gene Ontology annotation, molecular function: nucleosome binding; protein binding.
CUGCAAACUUCUACCAACCAAUUGAUAAUCGUCCUGACCACCAUUGCAACACUACAUUAUUAUAAUAACACAACAAUGGCUACCAUCUUGUCAUUUUGAUGAGCUUGGGCUCAAUAGCCUCACCAUGUCGUGCCACCAGACACUUGUGUGAUACUCUUGACCUCUUUCAACAACCUCAACAUAUUGGCCGUUGGUUAGGCUGUUGAAGCCGUGAUCCAAGCAAUUAUUGCUUUCAGUGCUCGCGUCAGCUUGACCAGUGUUAUAUGCAUUCAACAUGGCGAACGUACAUGAGUGGAUAGAUGGAACGGCGCACGACACGGCUCUGGGAUAUUUCAAAUUCGAGUCUUACUUGCAGAGAACACCGCCGCCUAGUGCGCAGCCAAAAGGCAGUCAUCCAUCCCAGGAGAUAGAAGAAGGCUUCUACGACGUCAAAUUCUACCCGUUUGGCCCGUACCCAAUAUUUGCAGCGACAGGCAGGCGUCUUACGAUUGUCGUCUCAAUAAACACCGAGAAUAAUGGUACAGAGAUGCUAAGACAAUGGGAAAAUCCGAAAGACGUCGAGGGCAAGUUCGACUCGAAUAGCCUGACCUGGUCAAAGGAUAUCGACACCGGAGAUCCACUCCUGUGCAUAGCAGGAACCGGUGGUGAUAUCAGGAUAUAUAAUGUUAUCACAGGAGCUUUAGUUCAGACCCUAGGCAACCACGGGGGAAGCGUCAACGACUUGAUAACUUCGCCUUUGGACCCUCGUAUUAUUGCAUCGGCGUCUCAAGACCAUUCCAUUCACAUAUGGAAUCUCGACAAGCGGGCUAGAAACUCACCGUCUCAAGUAGUCCUAGGAGGCCCUCACACUGAUGGUGUCCUGACCAUAGAUUUUCAUGAUAGUGGCAAGUUCCUUCUUUCCGGAGGACAUGACACAAAAGUGUGCAUGUGGAAAUUACCCUCCGUUGACGCUGAAAAACCUAACCGUGCCCGUGGUCAAAACGUCCAUUUUCCGGUGUUCGAAAGUACGGAGAUACAUGCAGGCUACGUUGACUGCCAAAGCGUCAAAUUUCACCACGACUUGAUACUUUCAAAAUGUUCAGUCGAUCAGCCCAAGGAUGCCAAGAAGGCCGACAGAUCCGAUAAUUGCAUCGUCUUAUGGCGCAUAGUCGACUUUCAGUCUGACCGAGACGACCCGCAGCUACCACCUUUUGUGAGGCCCGACAACCCCGAGUUCGUGAAGACGACUAUCAACUACACGCGAUCGGUGUGGGGCCGUGGUUUCGAGCGCCUGGCUCUCUUCAAAUUGCGCAAUUGCGGCCUCUUCUACAACCGUUUCGGCCUCUUCAAUCAAGCAGACAUGCACCCCAUCCUUGCGAUGGGAGACGAGGAGAGCCACUAUUACUUUUGGGAUCUCCAGCGCAUCGAGGAGGACCUCAAGGACGGGCUUGCUGGACGUCAAGACAGGGCAAAAGCGGGGCUGUUGACUGGCGAUACCUACAAUAAGAUUGAAUGUCACUACAAACUCAACUGUCCGAACAGGAAGGCAUAUCUACACAACCGCGCCAUCUCGUUUAGCAACGACGGCAUGACGGCCGUCGGUGCUGGCGCGCUGGGGAACGAGUGUAUGAACACUAUCUUCCGGAGGCAUGCAAAGGCACACGGGAAGAAGAAGAAGAAGACUGGCAGCGCGUCACAGACUGCAAGCAAGUCGAGCCGCUAG